This is a messenger RNA of Tarenaya hassleriana, 2212 nucleotides long. RefSeq lists its product as uncharacterized. The transcript is spliced from 12 exons. The coding region runs from base 90 to 1862 and encodes 590 amino acids. NCBI's taxonomy places the organism in Eukaryota, Viridiplantae, Streptophyta, Magnoliopsida, Brassicales, Cleomaceae. The record is from RefSeq and is a predicted model, not a curated record.
UUGCCCGGCGACGGAACAACGGGGGAAAAAGAGAAUUUCGACAAACUUCUCUCUUUUUCCCGGCGAGGGAGAAGAGUCGUCGGCGAAGAAUGGCGACCAAAUCGACGGCUUCGAGUCUCCGCGUCCUGUUCGAUCAUCGUCUCCGACGCUACACUGAAAACGAAGGGGUUUCGUUGUCGAAGGAGAUGGAGAAGGAUUUGCUUAUUUCUCUAUCUCAGGUGUUAAGGGAAAUCCAGCGUUGGACUAGCGAAGCUGGCAGUGAUUCAGCCAUGGCGAGUUCAUCGGAAACAGGAGAACAGCUUGAGGACGAUGAGGAAUCUCCGGCUGCUCUUUCGAUUUCUGAAUUGGAGUAUAGUUGUUUAGUGGAUGUUGUUGCUGAUUUUGUCGGAUUGCUAGGCAUGAAGAGUCCAUAUAUUCAACAUUUGUCGGUCAGUAUUCUUGUGGAAGUAUCGGAGUUUCUGGUUGAAUGUGGAAGACAAUGGGAUGUUUUCAUUCGUACCCUUUGUGACUGUGUUCACUCAGUCUACAAAUUUCAGUGUCCUGAUUUAACCUCAGCGAUUGAUUUCAAUUUAUCCAAUUCUCUUGAUGUAUUAAAACAUAAGCUGAAGAAUACUGACCGGUACAUGGGCUUUGGCAUUUUUCGAGUUCUUCGCAACAUACUAAAGCGUUUGAACGGAGAAGAGAAUUAUGAACUUCUUGGUGUAUUCUAUAAAUCUAUCAGUUCUGUUCUUGCAAGCUUUCCUCAUGGUCUACUGGAUAAAUUGCACGGCGAUGGUGAAAUCAAUUCCCGUGCUCAUGCUCAGCCUCUUGGAAACGUCACAGGCCAUGAUCAACAGCUGGUAUUUCUCGGGGAGUUUGUUCAGUUCCUCUGUUCUCUGAUACGGCAAUGCAGCUUUCUUGAGGAUUCUAGCAGCUCUGGGCCGACAAAUUUGAUUCUUCCCAAAAUCAUCGACCUUGUUCCAGAUCUCCUGCAAUGGUGCCAUCCGGAGCUAGAAAAUCAGAUUGACACUUGCAUGUCAAGAUACCUAAUGCACAAAUUAUUGGUAUUGAUGAUCAGGCUCAGUUACCUGUCUGAGUUAAAUUGCACUACUCUUCAUUCAUGGCUGCAAUAUCUGCAUCUCCAUUAUCAAGGCUUUCUUCAACAACCUAUAAGUAGACACGGACCUGUUCAAGAUAAUUGUUUGGAUAGCUCUCCAUUUCUGUCGAGUUUGUCGAAUGGAGAGAUUCGUAAGAUAUAUUCCGACCAUUUGCAGAGAUUGGCUGUUUUCCUCUUCCUAAGGUGCUCCUUCACCUUGAUAAGUUCAAGAAAACAUUUUGAUGAUCGAUGUGAGCGUGACUGUAGAAAGAAAGGGCUGAAAGAAAUUCAUGAAUGGAUUGAAGAACAAAUUCCAGGUUAUACUUUUUCCAUCCAAGGCACUUGUUUUGAGAAAAAUAUGGAUUUCUCUAUAUCCUUCAUCCGGCUGUAUAUGCACGAGGAUGAUCUUUUAUUUAAAGUCCUACUGCAACUGCUGUCUGUACCAUUGCAUGGAGAGAAACUGUUCAGUGAAGAAAAGAUCUCGCUCCGAGAUGAAGAACAAACUAUUAUCUUCAGCUUAUCCAUCCUGUUCAAUCCUCUAAGCCUAUUCUGCAUAUUUCUUUCAGAGCUGCACUAUGAUCAUCAAGUCCUUCUUGAUUACCUCAUAUCUAGAGACACUGGAACUAGUUGUGCAGAAUAUUUGUUAAGGUGCUUGCGUGUCGUCUGUAAUUCAUGGAACAUUUUCCUGGAAUACCGGUUAGCAGAGAAAAAAGCCACAGAUGAAUCUUCUUCAAAGAAGAGAAAAACUUUGCAAGAGAGUUCCAAGAUUGAAGAUGCAAAAGAAUGACUGCUUUCCUUGAAGAGGUCAAUUGAGAAACUGCACCAGAAGAAACUGUUUCCCUACAACCCACGAGCCCUUCUACAACGUUUGUCGAGGUUUCAAGAGCUCUGCCUUGGCCAUGAAUAAACGCCCCACACGGGUACAUUGGUCAGCAUACCCAUAAGAACAGAACAGAAUGUAAGAUCUUGGACACAGCAUAUGACUGAUCAGAAGAAGCAACAAAUGAGCAUAUAUUAUAUAUAUAUACAGAAAUCUGAUGGGAUAGAUAGGUCUGACCCUGUUGCAGCAUAUAUGUAAAUGUAACCGACAGUAAGUGGACUUAUUCCUGAGGAACUAUGGGGCUGGAUUUUAGCUGA